Molecule: messenger RNA, 1504 nt
Organism: Pseudomassariella vexata
Lineage: Eukaryota; Fungi; Ascomycota; Sordariomycetes; Amphisphaeriales; Pseudomassariaceae
Product: kinase-like domain-containing protein
Exons: 3
Coding region: 49-1227 (392 amino acids)
Source: RefSeq, a predicted model, not a curated record
GUUCUGUGGUCUUUGCAUCAAAAUUUUAAUUCCUACACGCUUUACAGAAUGGCUCCGCUCGACAAGGCUGAGGAAGACGCGCUCAUCCAGCAGAUCUUAGAGCAGCUGUCACAAACGCCAUAUGCCUGCUCUUCUCUGACGAAGCUGAGCGGCGGGACGGCCAACUUUCUAUAUCGUGGCACCCUGCUUCAAUCCCUCUACUCGCAAGAUGGAGCCACGAAGGCAACAACCAAGACCGUCGUCGUCAAAUCUUCCACGAAUUUUGCGGCUGCUAAUCGCGAUUUCCCACUCGAUGUAACGCGCUGUGUCUUUGAAGAGACCAUGCUUCGCGCCCUCGUCGACUUCCUGUCUACCACCCCAAACACAGUGGUCAAGGCCCCUCGUCUCUAUCUGUUCGAUCGAAGGACAAACACGCAAGUCCUAAAACAUCUCCUCAAUACUACUGACCUAAGGUCGAUCUUGCUCUCGCCUAGCGUCAACAAUUUCCUGCCUCAAUCCAGCCCGGCUUCCGUCGGCCAUGCGCUGGGGUAUUGGCUUCGCUCAUUCCACAGGUGGAUCUCAGCGCCUGCUCAGGCCGCUCUCCGUGCAGAAGUUGGGUCUAAUGAGGGGAUGCGGAAGCAUAAAUUUCUCAUCACGUACGGUAGCUUUCUCGAGAUACUCGAACUUUAUCCAGAGCUUGUCGAAGACCACAGGAAAACGUUGGAAGAUGUCGAGGACGCAAUGAAAAAGGAGUUCGACAAGCCCCCGAUAGAUGGAGAUGAUGAUUGGGGACUCAUCCACGGCGAUUUCUGGACGGGCAACGUUCUGCUCCCGAACACCUCCUGGCAAGAACCACAACAGCCAGGCCAAGAAUCCAACAAGCUCUUCAUCAUCGACUGGGAGAAUGCUCAGUUCGGCCACCGCGCCAUUGACAUCGGCGGAAUGUUGGCCGACCUGUACGAACGGAAACAUUUCAAUGAUGUCGAUGCCGUCAUCCCCGCCAUGCACGGACUCGUCCAAGGCUACGGCCGACUAAGUGAGGAGAUGGCCUUUCGUACGGCCAUUCAUGUUGGCGUGCAUCUGAUCUGCUGGUACUAUAGGCGUGACCGAACUGCUCCGUUGCGUCCUCCCCUAAACCAGGUCCUCGCUGCUUUGACGCUGGGGAGGGACUUUGUGCUCAAGGGAUGGGAGAAGGAUAGGAAUUGGUUUGAGAGCAGUGUGCUCACGCCCUUGUUUGCAGGGAAAUAGUCGCAAAGUAGCAAUGAGCGGCUGUUUUUAACUAAAACAAAAGUCCUUCUGGGAUGGUUGUUUUAGGUCCCGACUUAUGAGUUGACAACUCUUUGGUGGUGAUUCAAUACCUUACACGUAGCACCUCUACUCAUAUCUUCUUUAUAUCCUCCACCACACAGCACGAGUUCGCCAUGUUCACGCAGCCUCCGAUGUAUAAAUCCGUUGGCGGCGUUGUUCCAAAUCCCUCCUAUAGCCACGCUCACACCGUAUUUGCCUGUAAAACCCGAGUAUGCCG